This is a messenger RNA of Botrytis byssoidea, 3723 nucleotides long. RefSeq lists its product as uncharacterized. The record is from RefSeq and is a predicted model, not a curated record. The coding region runs from base 1 to 3723 and encodes 1240 amino acids. Lineage: Eukaryota; Fungi; Ascomycota; Leotiomycetes; Helotiales; Sclerotiniaceae. Gene Ontology annotation, molecular function: protein binding. The transcript has 8 exons.
AUGGAUAUACACGACAUAGGGCUGUCUGUGCUUCACGAGCCUAGUGACUGUAUCGCAGAUAUUGUCUUUGUUCAUGGCUUGCAAGGCCAUCCUCGAAGAACUUGGACAGCAAAAGAAAUACCCACGACUAAAGACGAACCUCGCCGAAGUCUCAAAAAUAUAUUUUCCAGAGGCAAACCCAAAGCCAGAGUUUCUCAGACAAAACUAACUGAACAAGAGGUAUACUGGCCUUUGGAUCUUUUGCCAAAUGAUUGCAAUAACACGAGAAUAUUUACUUGGGGUUAUGAUUCUGUCGUUGCCAAGUUCUUUAGAGGCCCGACAAACCAGAACAACAUUUUCGCAUAUGCAAAGGAUCUUCUUUACUUGCUAAGCAACAAGCGUCUAGAUUGUAAAGAACGUCCCCUUGUCUUUAUUGCACAUUCUAUGGGUGGAAUUAUCGUGAAAGAUGUGAUACGGCGCGCUGCGAUUGAACCCGAUAAGAAUCUGAGUGACAUCUAUCUUUCUACAAUAGCAAUUUUUUUUCUUGGUACCCCUCACCGCGGUAGUCAAAUGGGUGAAUUAGGUGAGGUUGUGCGUAGAAUCGUGUCCGCUGUGGGCUUUAGUACGAACGAUCAAAGCAUCCGGAAUCUUCAAUUCAACAGUUCGGACCUCGAAAUCAUCCAUGAAGGGUUCAUUUCUUUAUAUGAGCGGCCAAAUCGACAUUUUGAGGUUUGCACAUUUCAAGAAGCACAAGGAAUGACAGGAGUUGUUGAAAACAUCUCAUCUACUCUUACGGGAAGUGAGCGAAUUCAGACUAUCAACGCGAAUCAUAUGUCUAUGUGCAGAUUUGCUGACAGGACCGAGGAUGGUUACCAGAAAGUGGUGGGUGAACUGCAACGAUGCUUAUCACUCAUAAAGACAAAAUCACUUGCAAGGAGUACGGAUAACAAAAACACUGGGUUACCACCGAAGGCAUCACCCAGUCAAAAGACUUCUGCAUCCUCGGUCUAUUCACUGAACGAGACUGAACGUCUUUGUAUAUCUUUAUUCAAUAAGCCAGAUAUGUUGGAGUAUCAGUCUAUUUUGCCUAGCCGCGUCGAGGGCACUUGUGAAUGGGUGCUCACAAAUCCACAAUAUGUCCGUUGGUCAUCAGAAAAAGAGGCCUGUCUUUUGUGGGUUAGUGGAAAUUCUGGCAGUGGUAAGACUAUCUUGUCAGCAUUUCUACUCGAAAAUCUUGGAUCUAGCAUUUCUUCAGCAGGUACCAAACUGAUUGUUUGCUGCUUCUUUUGUGACGAGAAGAUUGAAGCGCAGAGAGAUGCGAAAGCCAUUAUUCGUAGUCUCAUCUAUCAGAUUAUUGUACGAAGACGCAUCUUGGUGAAACAUGUCAAGGCGGCAUAUGAUAUGCAAGGAGCUCAUUUGACAGAUAACUUCAAUGAACUCUGGAGAAUAUUUACGGCUAUAACAAACGAUCGAAAAGCUGGUCAUAUAAAUGUCAUUGUUGAUGCUAUCGAUGAAUGCGAAGAGAAUACGAGAGAUCGCUUGUUGAGAGCAAUUGCAUCACUUGUGAACCAAAAAAACUCUUCUGGUACAUAUGCUAUAAAAUUUCUAAUCACCAGUCGACCUCUGUUGUGGCGUCAAUAUGCGUUGGCGCGCGAACGCACCGAGUAUACUCUAUCAAUUGAGAACCUCAACUCGAACAACGAAAGCGAUCUUAAUUUAGUCAUACGGACAAGAAUUGAUGCAAUAGUAAGAAGGACGCAGUGCCGCCCUGAAACAAGAGAGUUUUUGGAACAUGCUUUAUAUUCACGAGCCGACCAAACCUUCCUCUGGGUGACUGUAAUUCUCCAUAUCCUAGAGAGGACAUACCUUGCUUCCCAGAAUGAUUUUCAGCGGAUCAUUAACAAACUCCCAAGUGGCUUAACAGCUACUUACGAGCGCUUUUUAUUGAGCAUUCAUUCGGAUUAUCAGAUCAUAGCAAACAAGCUACUGCAUUUUAUUGUUGGUAGCAUGCGCUCACUUUCACUAGACGAACUUCGAAUUCUACUGGCUAUCCAACCCCACCAUCGAAAUAUGGAGCAAGUCGAGGGGGAGUGCCAACCUAAUAUCAGCGAAACUAUCCAGGGCAUACUAGGUCCGUUGGUACGAAUAUCCGAUAACAAAGUGUCCCUCGUGCACCAGUCUGCUAAAGAAUUCCUGCAAAACCUUUGGACUUGGAAGGAUAAUCCUUUAUCUCAAAUGUUCGGCGUCAAAGUCGAGGAAGCCAACUACUUACUGGCUGAGGCAACGAUGUCAUAUCUUCUAUUAGACGAUUUUGCGGUCGAUAAGUUCGCGCAUGCGACUGAUGUUGACUCACCUAGUAGUGCACAACAUGAGGACGAGGAUACUGUCUGGGACGCAUUUAAACUUGAGGGAGACAUCACUCUCCAAGAAAUUGAAUAUACAGGCUACCGUACAUACCAAAACAUAGCCGCUGCUCAUGCCCUCUUCGAUUACUCUGCUCGAUAUUGGUCAGAGCACUAUUCGAGGUCAGGGUCAGCGAAGAAAAUUGCUUUCAACUCUGCCUUCAGUCUACUGAACACGAGUCAGAAUUGGGCCAAGAAUUGGUUUCGUUACUUCUGGUUUUUUGCAGAGCCAGAGUGUUUAUAUCCUUCUAAAUUCGAUACAUUGAUUGCCACAUCCUACUUUGGUCACGUUGAAAUACUGGAUGCGGUAUUAGCAAGAGAUUAUAAGCACGAUCAGAAUAUCACAGAAACGGCUGUGUAUUGGGCAUCUAGGAAGGGCAACUUAGAGAUUAUUGAUGUUCUAAAAACUCGGGUUUGGCAGGGCAUGACUGUCUCAAUAGCACUACAUCCUCUGAUCGUCGCAGCUCAAUAUGGAUGUCUGGAAGUUGUAAAACUGUUUCUCAAUCUUGAUAAGAUAGAUCCAAAUGUUCAAGGCAUUGGAGGCCGAGACUCAUUGUCACUGGCAGCUAGUAAUGGCCAUGUUGAUAUCGUCAAAGCAUUGCUUGAAGAUUCUCGCGUACAAUUGGACGUUCAAGAUGUGAACAAAUGGACGCCAUUCUUUUGGGCCGUUGGCGGUAAGCACCUAGAUAUCGUGCGGUUAUUCUCACGAAAUCCUGGCACAGAUGUUAAUCAUGUUGAUAAAAGAGGGCGGAACGUGCUCUCUUGGGCGGCUGAAAGUGGUGAAACCCAAAUUGUUAAACAUUUGUUGACGAUAGAUCGACUGCACUGUCAGAACCAAGAUCUCUCUGGACGAGAUGCCUUAUCGUGGGCUGCUGCGGCUGGGCAUCUAGAGGUAAUUAAACUGUUACUCGAGAGUAGAAAACUAAAGAUUUCUGGUAAGGAUAAAGAUCAGAGGAACGCGAUAUCAUGGGCUGCAGGUGGUGGGCACUAUGAGAUUGUCGACUACCUCAUCAAAUGCAACGGCGUAGGAGCUGAUGCAGAAGAUGUUGACGGGUGGACACCACUAGCAUGGGCGCUAGAAAAAUCCGAUCCGAGAACCGUUCAAGUGCUCUUAUCAUCAGGAAAAGUAGACGCAAACCGAAAAGACAAAAAUGGACGCACUCCACUCUCUUGGGCGGCAGCGUUAGGUCUCGAGGAUAUUGUGCGUGUGAUCGUUGAUGUUGAGGGGAUUGAUAUAUAUGCACGGGAUGGGGAUAACCAAACACCAAUGUCGAGAGCAGAAGCAUUUGGGCACGUAAGUAUUGUAGAUAUUCUGAAGAAUGCACGCAAAGACGCAGCAUAG